AUGGCUCGUAUCCUCUACCACGACUAUGGAGUAACCAACUUGACCACUCUCGCCAACUGGAUUUGUUUGAUCCAACACGAAUCAUCCUUCAACGAUCAAGCCGUCGGAGCCCUCAACUACAACGGAACCCAAGAUUUCGGUCUCUUCCAAAUCAACAACCAAUGGUGGUGUCAAGGAAACGUCUCCUCCUACAAUAGCUGCGGAAUCUCCUGUACCGCUCUUCUCGGAAACUUGUCCGCUUCCUGGAAGUGUGCCCAACUUGUCUACAAACAACAAGGAUUCAAGGCCUGGUACGGAUGGCUCAACUACUGCAACGGAACUGCCCCAAGUGUUGCUGACUGCAUCUAA
Hermetia illucens (black soldier fly) is the source of this 348-nucleotide messenger RNA. Its product is annotated as lysozyme 2-like. The coding region runs from base 1 to 348 and encodes 115 amino acids. The transcript has a single exon. The record is from RefSeq and is a predicted model, not a curated record. NCBI's taxonomy places the organism in Eukaryota, Metazoa, Arthropoda, Insecta, Diptera, Stratiomyidae.